UAGCAUUUUUCAGACUUUCAGUUGAUCUGAUAAUUAAAAAACUGGUAAUUACAAUUACAUUUGACUUGUUUCUUUGUGGAAAAAGAUUAAUUAUAUUAACGAAAUAAUUAAUUGGACAAAUUUUAUUUGAAUAUUUUAAUCAACAAGGCAUGUAAGUUUGCAAAAUAAUUCAUUAAAAAAAUAAUGAAAACACAAAUACAAACUUAACCACAAAAUUCGUAUAGAAAUUAAAACAAAACAUUGUUAAUUAGAUGUUUAAAAUAAAAAUAAAUAAACAAAUUAUUUAUUAAUAAAAUAUAAAAAUAAAGCUAUUUUUCGAUUUAAUAAUAAGAAAAAAAAAAAAAAAAUGACAAGAAAGUGUAUAUUGUGUCAAGAAACAAAUUUUAAAACAAAAUACAGUUUUUUUUCGGCGCCAAAAGACGCACCAACUCGUAAAAAAUGGAAGGAGGCACUUGGAAUACCAAGUGUUUGUGAUGAAACAUAUGUUUGUAGUAAACAUUUUGAUGAUCGUGAUAUUAUAUCAUCAUGGGCAAGUGGUACACCACCUCAUGUUGUAACAAUUCAAUAUAAAAAAUGUCGUUUAAGACCAGGUGCAGUACCAACAACAAAAAAAAAUAGUAGACAAUAUUGUAUACCUACUACAAGAAAAGAUAAUCAAUAUUUCAUACAUGAAAAACAUGAUGGUGAUGAUGAUGAAGAUGAAGAACCAGAAGAAGAAAAAGAAAAAGAAGAAAAUCAACAACAAAAAAUGAUAAAAGAAACACAUGAUGAAAGACAAGAGGAAAAUCAUAAUAAAGAAGAUGAAAAAGAAGAAGAAGAAGAAUUUAUUGAGACAAAAAAACCAGCAACAAGAAGUAGCAUGAGAAAAACAUUGCCAGUACCACCUGCAAAGGUAAACAACAAUAACAAUAAAUUAAAAGCAACUGCCAAAAAAACAAAUGAUAAACCAAGUAUUAAAAAACCUGUUUCAAAAAAUGGAACAGUUGUAUCAAAAACUCGUGCUGGUGGUGAUAAUAAUUGUCAAGAAAAAAUGAUAACUGAACCGAUAGAUAUUAUUGAUCCAGCUAAUAUGGAUGUUGAUGAUAAUGGAGAUAAAAGUGCAUUCUAUAUUAAAACUGGUGAUACAAAACAGCUGUAUUAUAUUAAACCAGUUGAUGAAAAUUCUAAAACAGAUUUUACCGAGGAUGAUAUUAUAAAUGGUGGUGAUGAUGAUAAUGUUGAUGAUUCUAAAGAAAAAAAAGUUGAAAAAAAUCCAUUAAUUAAGCUUGAAAAUGUUAAAUAUAUUGAAGAUGACGAUGAAGACGAAGAAGAUGAAGAGGAUGAAGAUGAUGAUGACGAUGAUGAAUACCCAAUGUGGAAAAAAAUUAAGGCUGAAACAAAGAAAAAGGCAAAAAUAAUAUCGAAAACAGCAUCAAAAUUACCAUCAUCAAAAACACCAGCAACAAAAAUAUCAGAACCAAAAAUACCAGCAACAAAAAUAUCAGAACCAAAAAUACCAGCAUCAAAAUUAUCACAACUACAAAUACCAACAUCAAAAAUAAUAGAACAAAAAAUGACAGCACAAAAAUUAUCAGAAGCACAAACACCAGCAUCAAAAAUAUUAGAACCAAAAAUAUCAGAAGCACAAAUAGCAGCAGCAAAAAUAAAUUAUGAAGAAGAGGAAGAUGACGGUAUGUUAUUUGAAGAUUUACUUGAGACUUAUACUGAUGUCACAUUACCAAGUGGCUGGUGUGUACUUGUUGAAUCAAGAGGUGAUGUGACAACAGUUAUAUAUGCAUAUAUUGAAACAACAAGUGGUGGUAUACCAUGGAUUAGAAAACAAGUAUUUAUACAAAAUGACAUGUUGAUGAGAACAUCAGCUGGUGGAAGAGAAAUUGAUCCAAUAGUUUAUAAAUUAAUUAAAGGCACAAAUAGUGUUCAAGUUACAGAUGUUGAUGAUGUUACUGAUAUUAUUAGAGAAUUUGAUGAAAGAACUGUUUGUCAAGGUACAAGUGAAAAAAUAAAUCCAGCUGAUAUGGACAACACAAUUGGUUAUCUAGAUGGUGUUAAUUGGCGACAUGUUGAAUGUUCAAUAAUGAUUAAACCUGGACAAGCACGUUGUAAAAAAUGUAACUCAUUAAAUGCAAUAGCUAAACGUAAAAAAGCAAAAUUACCUUGAGCUGCUGAAUUUGUUAAAAUUUUAUAAUAAAAAAAAUAAAUAAAAAUAUUAUUGUAAGCUUAUUAAAAUUAUUUGAUUAGUAAUUUAAAAAAAAAAAAUUAUUGAUUUGAAUAAUAAUAAUAAUAAUAACUUAAGACACAAAAUAAAUAAUUAUUUAAUUUUUUUAUUUCUAUUAAAAAUUUUGUUAUCAGUUA
Aphidius gifuensis is the source of this 2352-nucleotide messenger RNA. Its product is annotated as FK506-binding protein 5-like. Gene Ontology annotation, molecular function: sequence-specific DNA binding. NCBI's taxonomy places the organism in Eukaryota, Metazoa, Arthropoda, Insecta, Hymenoptera, Braconidae. Bases 347 to 2158 code for a protein of 603 amino acids. The transcript is spliced from 2 exons. The record is from RefSeq and is a predicted model, not a curated record.